Prunus persica (peach) is the source of this 1693-nucleotide messenger RNA. RefSeq lists its product as uncharacterized. NCBI's taxonomy places the organism in Eukaryota, Viridiplantae, Streptophyta, Magnoliopsida, Rosales, Rosaceae. The record is from RefSeq and is a predicted model, not a curated record. Bases 442 to 1497 code for a protein of 351 amino acids. The transcript has 2 exons. Gene Ontology annotation, molecular function: polysaccharide binding.
UAGACCUAAACUUGGGAUAUUUUAUUCUUUUUCUAAUUUAAUUCUCAAUUGCGGGGAUAGCUCAGUUGGGAGAGCGUCAGACUGAAGAUCUGAAGGUCAGGUGUUCGAUCCACCUUCACCGCACUCUUUCUCCAUUUUAUUUCAUUUUCUUUUAUUGACGAGAACCUACAAGCUUUUUUAUAUGCUGCUGGACCUGUGCCUUGCCUUGCCUCCCCUAUAUGUGAAUAGUUUGCUCUGGGUUCAGUGCAAUUCCAACCUCAAUAACAUAUACAAACCACGUUAUACAAAUCCAUGAAAACUCACCAUCGAUCUAAGAACAAACCCUAAUUGAGAAUCCCAACGCUGAAACAUAAUUCACUGCUGCUCCUUGGUUUCUUUCACUCUUUUUCAACUUGUGGAUCCCAUAACAGCUGUCUAAAGCAUCAAAAGCUGUCCUAAUUAAUGGAGCAAAUCCCGGCUACCUGUUUCACUCUGUUCACACACUACCUCUUCAUUUCUUUCACUCAUACAAAACAUUCCAUGCCAAUUGCCACAGUAACUAAUUUUCAAAUCUUCACAAAAAAAAUAAUGUGGAGCCACUCUCAGUCAAAACGACUCAUCACCCUCCUCAGCCUCCUCCUCCACUUCCUCCCCGCCCUAACCCUCUCCCCGUGCCGCACCACCUGCGGCCCCAUCCCCGUAAACUAUCCCUUCGGCCUCGACGACGGCUGCGGCGCGCCGCAGUUCCGUGGCAUGCUCAACUGCUCCACCGACCUCUUCUUCACCACCCCAUCCGGCAACUACAAAGUCCAGUCUAUCGACUACGACAAGAAAAACCUCGUCGUUUACGACCCCGCCAUGUCAACCUGCUCCAUCCUCCAACCCCACCACGACUUCCUCUUGACCCCUAUCCAGUCAGCCAUAAUCCCACCGACCUCGGACACCGUCUUCGCCCUCCUCAACUGCUCCGUCGACUCCCCUGUCCUCAACCACUACAAGUCCCUCUGCUUCAACUUCUCCGGCCACUCCUGCGACGAGCUUUACAACUCAUGCACCGCGUUUCGGCUUUUUCGGUUGGGCAUGGGGUUAAGCAACGGGACUAAUAGUACUGGUAGUACUAAUUUUGUUCCGCCGUGCUGUUUUACGGGGUAUGAUACUGUGAAGUUCAUGAGCAUGAAUAUUUUGGAUUGUACGCAUUAUACUAGCGUGACUAAUACGGAUCGGUUGAGAGGUUUGGGACCGUUGGAUUGGAUUUAUGGGAUUAAGUUGAGCUUUGCGGUUCCGGAUACUGGGUGUGAGAGAUGUGCUCAGUCCGGUGGGACUUGUGGGUUUGAUACUGAGACUCAAGUGUCUCUCUGCCUCUGCUCUACUUUCACCAAUUCUACUAGAGAAUGUGCUGCAGGCAGUGAUACGGCAGAAGGAAGUCAUUGCGCUCCCGCGAUACUCUUUCAAGCAUUCUUUGUGAUUAUGGGGGCAUUGUUAAUCUGUUUGCAUGAUUUUUAUCUUUCUUUUAUUUGAGAUUAUUCUACUUCUAGGAGCAUUUUUGUUUUCUUUUUUUUCCAUUCGCAUGAUGCUGAUCAUGACCCUUUUGAAGUUUGUUGUUGACAAUGUAAAGCACUGAUUGCGUUUUAGUGACACGAUCGGCUGGAAGCAAAAGCUACUUUUGCAGUGUACAAUAUUGCACCAUCUCCAUCAAAUCUCUAAAUUUUGAUUC